UGAAGUGUCAUAAUGCACUCGUCCUUUUCAUUUGUGUUUACUGUUGCCGCCGAACGGAAUGGCGUUGACCAAAACCCAAGAGAAACAUGAGCAUGACUCCCGGAUUCUGCCAAGAAUGGACUAUGCUUCUUCAUCGGCAGUUAUAUUCUGGCUGUUGAUGACUCUGAUUUCAUUCUACUGUGUAUUCUACGUUAUUGCUAGCCUAGUUCAUGGAAUCUUCAAGUUAAAAAACUUUGAUGGCACGAUCCCAUUCCACUAUAAAAGCUACGAAGCCAUUUUUACAAAUUCUACAAAGUGGGAGUCGCAGCCUUUCAUUAGUGACUUCAUCGCUCUGGAGUGUACAUAUUUCUUCUCUACCUUCGUAUUUCUUGUAUUCCUUCGGGAUAGGUUAUGGGAUUUUGCCAUCACUGUGACUAUUAUUCAUUGUGCAAUCACAUGUGCAGUUAAUGUGAGUUUCCCUCUGGUUUGGGAAUGGUGGAUCUGUAUCCUGUCAGGGCUAGUCAUCACCAUUGCCUUUGGUCAACUCAUUAAUCAGAUUCUACAUCUCAAGAAAACUGGAUCUUUCAGUCUUGGAACCAGGUCAUCAUGAAAGCAGGAGGAAAGAAAAGGUCUAUAGCUGAAUUGGCGGCUACGGUUAGGGCUAAUUGGCGGCUACGGCUAGGGCUAAAACUACCUUUAAAAUGUCAGAUUUCUUCUAAGAUUUCUCAUCAAAUCUAAGGUUUUUAAAACAAAAAAUUCAUUGCCAUUUGAACAUUGUUCUAUUUUCUCCUUGAUCAAAUUCAGAACAUUCAGUGCCAUAAGAACAUUGUAACAUAGUCAUACUCUGAUCAAAUUGUAUAUUUUUCAAAGAAGGAUUAAGAACAAAAUGCAGUUUUAAAUAUUCGUAAUAAAGUUUGAAGUACACCUUUGAACCCUUGCUAGAUUUGCUUUAUAUUUAUAAAUAUUUAAAAAUUAUAGUUUAAAACUCAAAGUUUAGAAUCAUCUCUGUUUAACUUUGAACAGUAAACUUGUACAGGUAUUUUUUCCCCUGUAUGUUGGGCAAAUUUUAUAUGUAUAUUUUUCAGUUGAUCUCCUGUUGCAGUUAAGCUUUCACGUAAGGUUUUACUGUAUUUUUAUUGGUAACGAUUAGAGCUCGAAUUCGGUAGAAAAAUCAACAAGACUGGACAGGUUGUAGCUCAAAUAUAUUUACCGGACAAGAAAUACGAGUAAUUGUACAAAAAUCCACAAGACUGUUUGGCCUUGUAGUUGUAGCUCAAUUACGGUAUGUUAACCAGAAAUGUUUGUAAAAGACUAAAAUCAAAAUGAGGAAAAAGAUCCUGAGGCCUGACAUAAUUUAUAUGCAUGUUUCUUUUAAACAAUUAAACACAAAUAAAAGACAAUUUAAGAGAUAUUUAUCUCUUUUGUCUCAAUGUGUAUUCAGUUUAUCUUAAUACUCAACAAAAUGUAAAGGUUUUUAUCAGACUCGCUCAAAGUCAUCAUUUGAGCAAAGUUUGUUUUUGUUAAAUUUAUCACGCAGUGAGGUGUUCUUACCACCAAACUCGUCUGGUCAUCAGUUUACUUUCCCAUCACUAAAACCACUGGCCUUGGAUCUGCUACACAGUGUCAAAUUCAAAUAAACAAAUGUUUCUAGAUUACAAAAGGGUGUGAUAAGAUUCUCAUUCACUUAAAGCCAUUAUACACUUUCGGUAAACAGUAUUGUCCAAGUCCCACACUUCGUGUAUCACAACUUAUGUA
This is a messenger RNA of Asterias rubens (European starfish), 1734 nucleotides long. RefSeq names its product transmembrane protein 244-like. Bases 59 to 589 code for a protein of 176 amino acids. The record is from RefSeq and is a predicted model, not a curated record. The transcript is spliced from 5 exons. NCBI's taxonomy places the organism in Eukaryota, Metazoa, Echinodermata, Asteroidea, Forcipulatida, Asteriidae.